Messenger RNA from Sander lucioperca (pikeperch), 5612 nucleotides. It is a transcript of the gene sh3tc2, whose product is annotated as SH3 domain and tetratricopeptide repeats 2. Gene Ontology annotation, cellular component: recycling endosome. The record is from RefSeq and is a predicted model, not a curated record. Gene Ontology annotation, molecular function: protein binding. The transcript has 22 exons. The coding region runs from base 457 to 5178 and encodes 1573 amino acids. NCBI's taxonomy places the organism in Eukaryota, Metazoa, Chordata, Actinopteri, Perciformes, Percidae. Gene Ontology annotation, biological process: regulation of ERBB signaling pathway; regulation of intracellular protein transport.
ACACAAAACACACACACACACACACACACACACACACAUUGUCUUUGUGACACACAUUCUGUGCAUAUUUUCACUGGCACACAUAACAAACACACAGGGAAACUCUCACUGAGGUCUGUCUACCCCCCACACACUCAUACCAAUCGCAGAGAGUGCUUUGUGCAUUCACUGACUGACUGGGCAGCUACUGAAGAGAGAGAGGGAGGCUGGUGGGAGGAGGGAGAUGGAGACAGCAAGAGGCAGAGGGAUUACAAAAAGAAGCAGACCCAGACAGAUAGAAGAGAAGAACAGAUAAGACUUGCAGUGGGACAGAGGAGACACAUCCAGUAAACACUAACUGGUGGAAAGACAGAGUGAACAGAACAGGAAAGGCAAUACAGAAAUAGGAAGGGAAAGGGGCUUGUCCAACAGAGAGGAAGAGAGUUGUUGUUAAAGAGGCUGGGGGGAACUGAUGGGAUGGCAUUGAUCUCUGGGAGUUGCCGGCUCUUGGGCCAGAUGGCGUCUUGUUGCUGCAGACCGCUGCUCAACUCCUCCUGCUGUGGACCCUUCAUCAAAGUCUGCCUCUCCUCCUUUACAGACAUAUCUCCUGCUGAGCUGGAUGCUCUUUGGAGGGAACCACCAUAUGCUCUCGGGGGAGCAAAUGAACACUUCUCAGGAAAUGACAUCAUGACUCAAGGUGUUGUUGAGGAGGAGGACGGUCCGGUGGUGGAGUCAGGUGAAGGAGGGGUGGAGCCUGACAGCUACUGGAAGAAAAAAGAGGCCUUCCUCAGAGGAAGUACUGUCACUCUGGGAGAGAAAUUCUCCUCAGAAAUUGUGCUGCUGUUCACCGGGCGGAGGCGCUCCAGCAUGGAUCCUGACCGGGCCCUACAGGAGGCACUGCGCACCCGACUGCGGGUGGUGGAGAGCAACAGCCAGGACGUCAUCCAGCUCUUUAAAGACUUGUCUGCACGUCUGGUGUCUGUCCACGCUGAGAAGGAUAGCUUCGUACUCACAUUCAAGACUGUGGAGGAAAUAUGGAAGUUUUCAACUUACCUAGCAUUAGGUUAUGUUGCUCGCUGCUUGGAGAACUUCCUGUGUGAUCAGUCCUUCUGGCUGGACCCAGAGCUGCUCAGUGACCUGCAGAUCAAUGUAACUGUGGACGAGGAACAUUUGGCCACCCUUUACCUGGGACUGUUACUCCAGGAGGGAUCCUUCUUUGCUAAGGCGCUAUUCACAAGAAGUGAGCAGGAUGAGGACGACGAAGAACAGCUAUCGUUCAAAAAGAAUGACUUGCUGAUGGUGAGGGACACAGGGCAGGACGACAUGUGGGAGGGCACCCUGCUCUCCACAGGAAACCAUGGCCUGGUGCCAGUCAACGCCAUGCAACCGCUGCCUUACCCCUUCUAUCAGUGGUUCCUGAGGAAGUACCCAGGCAAUGUUGGAUGUUCGCCAGCAGAAAAGGAACCGUUUGAACAUGCUAUUGUGACGGGUUCCUGUGUAGCAGUGGUCGACUACAGUCCAGUGGGCCCCGAUGAGCUUCUGCUGAGUCAAGGGGACAUUGUGGAGAUCCAGGGUUUGCUAGUCCGAGGCCUUGACAUGUUCAUAGGAACACACACUUCCACAGGGCACAAUGGUUUCGUACACAAGGCCCAUGUCAAACCUCUGGACACCGUACCCCUAGACAGACAGUUGGUCUUUCUGACUGAGGAGGAGAGAGCCAGCCUGGCUCAGGUUAACCUGUGUAGCUCUGAGCCAAGUGACAGCGGCCUGCUGGAAAGACUCUUCUCGUCUGACAUCAGCUCUGUGUACAGGCUAGACAGACUGGAUGAGACUGACUUCAUGUACAUCAGAAAUCGUCCAAAACAUGAUCAUAAGAUUCCUGCUAGCGCCCGUCAGAGCGUCAUGUCAGAGAAAAGUGGAGGGACACCCCCGUACCACUCCUCUCCUCGAGCCUCUCUGUCUCACUCCUCCCCUCGUCUGUCCCUCUAUCAGUCCCAUAAUCCUCUGCCACGCGAGGGAGAGCGCCUUUCCUUCACUCUGGAUGACACAUUCAGAGAACUGGACGAGUUCCAGGAAGACCCACCUCUCUUCUUGGAGGAGAACAGCUGGGAGGGGGAGGACUCCGAGUUCAGUGACCCCACACUGACCCUGCUCAACCAUGAACACUUCCAGGAGGACUUGCUGCCCCUGUACGACCUGCAGUAUUCCUUCCUGUGGGUGAACUUUAGUGGUAAAACUGAGGACGAGCUGUCAGGGCACCUAGAGAGUGUCAGGGAGUGUGCCAAGAGGAUGGGCUUGCACUGGGCACAUCGACGGGCAUGCUUCCUCCUGGGAAGACUCUGUGCCCGCAAGCUAAAGUUCUCCCAGGCCCGUGUGUACUAUGAGGAGGCUCUCAGUGUCCGCGUGGACAGCUUCUCGGACACGCCGCUCCUCGUCGCUCUCUUCACAAAUCUCACCGCUGUCUACCUGAAGCAGCGUAUGACAGACAAGCUGCCCCAGACUCUGGAGAAGGCCGGUGCUCUGCUCCUCUGUCUGCCCUGCCACACCUUCACCUCCACGGACGAGGUUGAACUGCUGCAGCUGCUCCUGAGGAGAUCGGUGGUGAUGGGGGACAAACACCUGGAGGCUCGCAUCUGCUACCUCGUCUCCAGCCUCUUCCUGCUCCUCAGGAAGACUGAGGACGCUCUUCCCUUCGUUGAGCGACUGCAGUUUCUCUCAAGGACGCUCUCUGCCACCGAGGGACUUCCCAUAGUUCCUUUGGACCUCAACUGGCUUUUGAGCUGGCUCUAUCAUCGUAAAUACAUGCCUUACUUAGCCCUGGCCUCUCUGAGUCUAGACUCAAGACAAGACCACUCCCUCCACGAUGCUUUCCUGAGGAUUGAGUUGUUUAUCAGGAACUCUGUUCGCCUGAACCCAUGCUGGAAGGAAGGAACCUCCCUGCUCCCUGCCCAGAUUGUGAUUUACCUUCAGCAGGCCCUGAUUAUAGCUAAGCAAGGGGAGGACAUGAAGACCCAGAGGGACCUGUGUCAGGGCUUGGCCACAGUCUACCAGCAGUAUGGUGCUCUGAAUGAGGCGGUGCACUGUGCUCAACAAGCUGUGGAGACAGGAGGCCAAUUCAUUGAGGAGGAGGGCUUUGAGGCCUCUGUGCUGCUCGGGUGGCUGCUGGUGUUGACGGGCCAGGCUGAGAGGGCCCAGAGUGUCCUACAGCCACUGCUCACAUCUCUCCAGGGCACAGACAGUCCCACACAGCGAGGAGUGAUCCACAACCUCUUGGCUUUGUGUCUGAGGCGGCAGGGCCGCAUCCCAGAGGCAGGCUGGCAUCUCCACUCUGCCUUGGUCAUCUCCAGGGAAAGUGGACACCAGAGGAACCAGGCCCUGGCAUUGGCCAACCUGGGCUGCCUGGCACUGGAUGUGGGGGCAUCUUUGGUGGCAGAACGCUUCUUGGUCAGAUCCCUGCGUCUUUUUCUGGAGCUCUGGGAAAGCCCCACAGAUGAGGAGCACGUUCAGACCUACCUUUGGCUGGGGCGGAGCUACAAAGACAGGAGGAAGAGUCAGGACAGCAGGGCAUGUUAUGAAAUGGGGCUACUUAUUGCACUACAUGCCAGAAAUUUACACAGUCAGAUGGUGGUGGCCAAGGUGCUGAGUCGGCUGUAUGCUGACCUGAUGCUGUACGGCCAGAGUAUCGUCUACUAUGAGCUCUGUGUGUCCGUAUCCAGAGAGCUGAAGGACAAGAGACUGGAGGGAGAGUAUCUGGAAAUCCUCAGCAGCGUCUAUCUCUCACUCAACACUGAAAGAUCAUCUCGUAAAUCUCUGGACUACACCAAGCAGAGCCUGAGGAUUUCUAUAGAUUUAGGCAAGAGAGAGGAAGAGUCAGAGACGUGGCUGCAGGUGGGACGCAUCUAUUACCUCAUCCAGGAGGACGAGCUAGCUGACAUGUACCUGCAGGCAGCAGUGAAGACAGCCCUGAGGAUGAAUGAUCAUCACUUUGCCAUGAGCAUCUACGAGGAGGCAGGAGACGUCUACUUUAAAGGCCUCAGGAACCGCAUGGCUUCACUGCCUUUCUACAGGGACGGCAGUCUGCCAUUUGCACGGAGCAUCAAGGAUAUCCAUUCAGAGUUCCGUUUGUUGAGUAAACUGACGGAGUUGUUAAUGAAGCAGGGAGAGCAGGACGAGGCUCUGCAGUACGCAACCCUGGCUGUUGAGAUCGCCAGCAAAACAGCUGUGCAGUUGAAUGAGAGGACAGCCUACCACCGGCUGGCUACAGUCUACUACAGCCUGCAGCAGUAUGAGAUGGCAGAAAACUACUACCUGAAGUCCCUGUCCCUCUGUCCGCCCGUCCUGCAGGACCCCAUGGAGGCUCGCUACUACACCAAGCUGUACUGCAGACUGGGCAAUCUCACUCUACACAAACUGAAGGAUUGUUUUGAUGCAGUGGGCUACUUCCAGUUAGCUCUGGCAGCGGCCGUGGAGGACCAAGCUAACCCCGAGGCUCUGUAUGUGGUGUACAUGAAGCUGGCCGAAAUCCACGGCAACCACAUGCCCGAUGUUCAGCUGUGCCAAGUUUACAGAGACAGAGCUCAGAGUCUGAAGAGACUUCUGGCUGGAGAGGAAGGCGCUGCUGUUGGAGAGGAAAACAUGGAGGAUGCAGACACAGAGCCUGGCCAAAAGAAGGAGGAGGACUCUGAUGCUGAUAUGGAACAUAGGCCUACACAAAGUUUGGUUAAGAGAAAGAUGCCUACAACUGAAAAUGAAACAUGCGAAGAUAACUCAAUUCCAAGAGCUUGUAUAAUCCUUGGAGAUACAGAGGAUAGAUGUGCCGACACUAAUAUUGGAGAUGUAAACAGGAAAGAAGAUCACAACAUUAAUCUUGAUACAGAUGGCCCUUUUAUGAACGCCUUUGGGUCUGAGACCGAAACCAUUGCCAGUCAGUCGUACAGUGACAGUAUUCUUACUGAGUCCUUUGAUACAGCCAAGGAGGACAUCUCAGACUCCAGCAGCUCCACUGACACUUUACAAACAUACCAGAAUCAAACAGAUGGGAAUGACUUUGAUACUGACCACAGCAUGCCCAGUCCAAUACCUGAUAAUUACACCGGUGACAUCACAAGACACACAGACGCCCAAAACACAGAUUCUGACAUUCAGGAUGAACAAAACACAGCCGCUAAAGAAACAGAUGUGCAUGCAGAUCCUCUUUAAAAAGAUGCUAGUGAUGAGGACAAUCAGUCUCAUAGACACUGAUAAAGCUGUAAGACUGGUGACACACACACACACACACACACACACACACACACACACACACACACACACACACACACACACACACAGUGAACACAUGGUUUUAGAUGAUGCCUACACGUAGUCUCUCAGUGGCGCUUUGUGUUCUUCACUUACAUCUCCUCAGUCUGGUUUCUUGACCAACACAUUGACUCCAACGUUCCAGCCACAUGGCACUUAUUGUAGGAAAGAUGAAGUUUUUUUUAGAGAUCUAGUGACAUUAAAGCAUGUGCCUUUUGUAAAAUAUGUUCUGUGGUUAUUACAGUGCAUUUUGCUUGUAUGUGUUUUCUAAAUGUAUGUUUUUGUAUCUCUGGAAGAUAUGACUCAAACAUAAAGAAUGUUAUUUUGUUUGCUGA